Molecule: messenger RNA, 1439 nt
Organism: Vanessa atalanta (red admiral)
Lineage: Eukaryota; Metazoa; Arthropoda; Insecta; Lepidoptera; Nymphalidae
Product: DNA N6-methyl adenine demethylase-like
Exons: 4
Coding region: 45-1439 (464 amino acids)
Cellular component (GO): nucleus
Molecular function (GO): zinc ion binding; methyl-CpG binding
Source: RefSeq, a predicted model, not a curated record
GUGUAUAAGUGUGACGCGAUGAGGUUGCGUCGAGUUAACACGUCAUGAGCGAAACGCUCAGGAGCGAGGCGGGCGCGGAUAGCGCGCACUUACCGCCCUUCUCAACCUUUGGCGACAUGGCGGAGAACGAGCAAAGGAUCCUCACCGCUGACACCCGGCUACUCGACCCGGGUUGGGAAUAUUACGAGAGGACUGGCGACACAGUCUCCGUGAUCUCAAGCCAGCCACAAUACCGCCCCUGGGAAUCUAUGCCUAUCAGCGUGAACGCCAAGGACGCAAUCCUACGGGCCGGUUUUGCGUCUCCUCUCGAAUACCAAUCGGUCACCCUUCAGCCAAUAGCUAAUAAGCUACCGUCCUUCCAAAGCCAAUUUCAAACAUUUCCAGAAACAACAGUGAUACCAGAAACGGGGCUCCCAAGUGUGACACCAGUGCCAGUCACAACAAGCCCGACCCCAAGCGCGAGCCCUAGUCAUUUAACCCAGCUCACGCAACUCACCACUCCGUCGUCACCUGCUCAUUUAACUACAUUAGCACAGGUGACUCCCCUAUCCACAACUUUGACGACACUGUCACCAGUAAAUGCCACAACAUUCCAUACUCUAACAGCAGUAAAUGCACGGAGCUAUCCCAUCGUUCCAGCACCACUGCAAGCACGUGAAUUGGGACCCGCCGGUCAAGCUUAUAUUGACGAUCGGCAUAUACAAUUAUAUCAACCAAAUAUUGCGACAAUAAAUGCGUUUCCCACACAAAAUGGCAUUCUACAUCAAAAUGGAACGCUUCUUCACCAAAAUGGAAGUUUAAUUCAAAAUAUCCAAAGUCCUACAGUUGUACAUGUCCUGAAAAAUGAACCGUUCGACGUUAAAGCGCUUCAAGAUAAGUACACACCUAAUGGCUUACAUCACAGUAACUUUCAAAAUCCAAUGUUAUUAGACAAUGGGUACGAUAAGAAAACAAAUGGCUUUGUAAGCGGCUCAUCGCCAACACGAUCAGAUUUUCGAAAGAAAGAGCGACGGAAAAUGAGAGCAAACAGCUCAGAGUCUGAUGGAUCAAACAUGGAGGUAGGCUCAGAAAGUAGUGGACAAGUCGCUGCAGUGUCUUCUACCGCCGGCUUUAAGUCUCCCAUGCACGGAGCCCCACCUAUGAACACUGGACCAAUGGAACUCGACGACAUAUCCAGUGAAAAGCAGACUAAGAAGAAGAGGAAGCGUUGCGGCGAGUGUAUCGGCUGUCAACGUAAGGACAACUGUGGCGACUGCGCACCAUGUCGUAACGACAAGUCGCAUCAGAUAUGUAAGCAGAGGAGGUGUGAGAAGUUGACGGAGAAGAAGCUUGUUUUGGCGCCGGACGGGACGUUGCAGACAGUGAAGAGCGAGUCGCGCCGAGGUCGCGGCAGAGGGCGCGCUUCAACAACACCCAGGGAAACAAACGCCAUUCACUAA